UCCGCGUUAGUCGCACUAGGAAAACAGCUGUAGAGAGCUAACGCUAGUUAGCACCGUUUGUUUUCCUCGAGUGACACCUAAAAUAUAUCGUCCGCUGAAAAAUCACAAGAAAACCACUCUUCUUUACCGAUUACUCGUCUGUCAUUCCUUUCACAAUGAAGUUCCAAUACAAAGAGGAGCACCCAUUUGAGAAGAGGCGAUCAGAGGGCGAGAAGAUAAGGAAGAAGUAUCCCGAUCGGGUUCCAGUAAUCGUGGAAAAAGCCCCCAAAGCCAGAAUAGGAGACCUGGACAAGAAGAAAUAUCUGGUCCCCUCAGACCUGACAGUGGGCCAGUUCUAUUUCCUCAUCCGGAAAAGAAUCCACCUGCGGGCGGAGGAUGCUCUCUUCUUCUUCGUAAACAACGUCAUUCCACCCACUUCAGCCACCAUGGGACUGUUGUACCAGGAGCACCACGAAGAGGACUUUUUCCUCUAUAUUGCCUACAGUGACGAGAGCGUAUACGGAGAAAGCCAAAGGGAAAUCUGAACCCACUACAUUGAUCCCCCCAGCACCACCACCACCCCGACCACCACCAACCACCACCACCACCACCACCAUCACUCGUCCUCCUUCUCCCCCCCUCCCCCUCUCCCCUCUCCUCCCCUCUCCCCUGAAGUAUUCCCAUCAUUCAUUGAAAUAUUAAAUCCAGUUCAGCAGCCUAGAGGCCCCAGAGUACAUAUGUCGUAUGCACUUCCACCACCACUCCCUGCCGCCGCAACCCUGCUGUCCCCCACUUCCACCUUCCUGCGUGUCUUUAUUACUCUUUCUGCAGUCUGACUCUGUGCUCCCCUGCUCCUGGCUUCUUUACCCAAAGGACAUUGCUUGAGUGGUUCCCUGGCCAGUUAUCUCAUUUUAUAUAUAUAUCUAUUUAUAUAGAUGUAUAUAUGCUAUUUGGAUGCCGUUUAAAAAAAACAAAAAAAAAGAGUUAAAGUUAGGUUCAAUAAACCAGUCGUUUGUUAUUUUGUAGUUAUGUUUUAGUGGAAGGAAGAACAAGGUUGUAGUAAAGAGUGAAUGUUAGAUAAAAUCAGCUCUGGGAGACAAUGACAAUAAUUUGCAACUUAUUCAGUUGGGAUAAUUAUUUUCUUCUUUUUUUGGAGUGUAAUGCAUCUACCCAUGGUUGGAGAUAUGGCAUUAGUUACCAGCCAAAAGCAAGCUGUUUUUGGCUGGGUAAAUUCUUGGUUCUACCGAUACGUUUUGGCGACAUUCUCCCCUGGAACACUAGAGUGGCUAACGAAUUAAAUAGUCUAUCAGACACUCUAGCUGCUAAUUUACAAGUUAAUAACCUCAGUUCAGAACUGAUUUUAGACUGAAGUAGAACAACAUGUCAGACUAAUGAUUCCUCCACUGUCAACGCCUGCUUUCAGUGGUCGGUCUCCUACUUUAAUGCUGUUAUGAUUAUUGAUGUAAUUAUUGUUCUUAUUUUUAGAAGGCUUCGUUUAUAAAGGUGUCGUAAAACGCAGUCCAAUUAUGUUUUUGACUUUUUGGUUCCACUUUUUUAUUUUAAAGAAAAUAA
This is a messenger RNA of Gadus chalcogrammus (walleye pollock), 1551 nucleotides long. It is a transcript of the gene gabarapa, whose product is annotated as GABA(A) receptor-associated protein a. Lineage: Eukaryota; Metazoa; Chordata; Actinopteri; Gadiformes; Gadidae. The transcript has 4 exons. Bases 156 to 524 code for a protein of 122 amino acids. Gene Ontology annotation, cellular component: autophagosome membrane; autophagosome; cytosol. Gene Ontology annotation, molecular function: ubiquitin protein ligase binding; GABA receptor binding. Gene Ontology annotation, biological process: cellular response to nitrogen starvation; macroautophagy; autophagy of mitochondrion. The record is from RefSeq and is a predicted model, not a curated record.